UAGAAUUGAAGUGAGAGGGAAUUAUUUUAUGAGUAUUUAGGAUAGGGAUUAAUCGCUUUAAAAAGAGUUUUUUGAGGAUUGUGGACAUUGCAGGAAGAAGGCUGAUGGGUCUGUAGGAGGAUAUGUGGUCGAGAGGUUUAUGAUGUUAAAUUAAACCAGCCAGUUUAAAUUUAUGGGGAAUCACAUGACAAGACAGUUUUAGAAAAGUUCAUCAAUCGUUUUGAGUCAUCGAAGGCUAGCGUUAAAGAGAUGCCAGGGGACAUUGAUAUUGACACCAGUGAAAAUGUUAUUCGCCUCGAGGCCGAGAAAGAGGAAGAUGCGUACGAGAAGCCGAAAAAGACCUGGGAUAACGAGGAAAAAGUGGUUAACAGGGAUGGCGAGGUGUCUUGCAGGCAAGACGAGCUACAGAAAUGCUUCCUCGACAAGCUGAAAAUCGACGGCAAGUAUGACGUGAAAGCCGUAGAGGAAAUGAGCAAAGAGAAAAAGACGUGGACUGAUGAAGAGAGGACGAUGCUGCAAGAACAGCUUGACAAAGAAUUUGAUGAUUUUAUUAAAGGAUUGGAAACAAGGAAGCAAUCGGAAGCAUGGCCUGAAGAAAAAUGGGAAGAGGAAAUGGAAAAACAUCCUUUCUUUAUGAAAAACACCCCUGAAAAUGGCGAACUUCCUCCUUUACUCGAAGGCCUCUGCCAGCUUAAGUAUAGCUCAAGUGAAAAUACUCCUGAAGAAUUAGCAAAUGCUUUUAAGGAUGAUGGGAAUUUCAAUUUUAAGUGCAAAAAUUAUCGAAUGGCAGUUAUAAGUUAUACAGAAGGAAUAAGCAAGAAAUGUAGUAACGCAAGGCUCAACGCCCAGCUCUACAACAACAGAGCGGCUGCACAAUUUUACCUUAAAAAUUACAGGUCUUGUUUUUACGACUGCAAGAGGGCUUUGGAGUGCCAGCCUCACUAUCCGAAAGCCUCUUUGAGACUGGCACACGUCUCUCUACUGCUGGGAGAGUUUGAUGAGUGCCUCAAAGAAUGCGAGAUCCUAUUAUCGAGCGACCCGACUAACAAAGAAUACAAAAAUAUCCAAGAACAAGCUGCUAAAUCAAAAAAAAUCAAAGAAAGAAAUGAUAGGAAAGAAUUUGUAAAAAGCAAAAAAGCUGAACUGGACAAGAAAAUUCUCGAAAAAGCUAUUAAAGAGAGAGGGAUAAAAAUGUUAAAUACAGAAACUGCGAAUAUUGUAAAUAACCUUUUUUCUGACGUGGCGAAGAAAGGAGUGCAUCUGGAUGAUGACAAAAGGAUAAUAUGGCCGGUGAUUCUUCUCUACCCAGAAUAUAGGAUGUCAGACAUCAUUGAAUGUUUCCAUGAAGAUACGACAUUUGAAGAACAGUUUCAAGAAGUAUUUGCAGAAGUGCCUGAAUGGGACUUGAAAGGAGUUUAUAGACCAGGAGCGCUCAACAUUUAUUAUGAAGACGCCAAUAACGCCAUCCACCAGGUGCACCCGGCCGACACAUUGGGCUCCGUUCUUUCAAGGGAAUCUUAUUAUAUCGACGCUGCGACACCAUCUUUUAUUGUGAUGCCGAAGGACUCAGAAGCAGAUACCAAGUUUUUGGAAGGACAGUUCAGCAGCUUCCAGUGAAGGUCGAUCCUGUUUCAUACAAAAUUUUUGUAAAUUUCUGCAUUUGUUACCGUUAGACAUAAUUAUGAUUUUUAAUAAAGGAAAAUUGGUAUAA
Molecule: messenger RNA, 1711 nt
Organism: Cimex lectularius (bed bug)
Lineage: Eukaryota; Metazoa; Arthropoda; Insecta; Hemiptera; Cimicidae
Gene: Dpit47
Product: tetratricopeptide repeat protein 4
Exons: 9
Coding region: 250-1617 (455 amino acids)
Molecular function (GO): Hsp90 protein binding
Source: RefSeq, a predicted model, not a curated record